Messenger RNA from Knipowitschia caucasica, 471 nucleotides. The record is from the annotation of a GenBank genome assembly. Lineage: Eukaryota; Metazoa; Chordata; Actinopteri; Gobiiformes; Gobiidae.
AUGGAGUGCGUGCUACCUGCCCCUCGGCGCGACAGAGGAGAGACAGGAGAGACCCAGGACGGGAGCCACGCGGAGGGCAAGGCUUUCCCGGAGUCGGCCACCUCACGGCUAACGGCUAACAAGGACGGGAUAAUUACAGGUGGAGUGUGGGUCGCGGUAGAGAGACGAAUGAACCGUGUGGCAAAAGCUGAGUGCGCAGGAAAUGGGGUGUCACAGCGCGUGCUUGUUGGCCAUUAUCCUGGCAUCCUAAUGAAGUGUGGGCAGUGCACGAGCAGGUCUCUGGACGCCAUGUCCGACGCUCGGAUGGGCAGGGCCAGUACACACAUCCUGGGCCUUCUCUGCGCCUGUACCCCAUCUGCCUGCGCGCUACAGAGCACCACUGGGAUAUGGAGGCGCAGGACGCAUGCGCCCCGCUCCUGGCUGCUGCCACGAACAGACUGGGCUCAGGCCAUUAGGACGAGCCGCGAGUGA